This is a messenger RNA of Effrenium voratum, 591 nucleotides long. NCBI's taxonomy places the organism in Eukaryota, Dinophyceae, Suessiales, Symbiodiniaceae. The record is from the annotation of a GenBank genome assembly.
AUGGCCGGCUCCCAUGAUCCCUGCACCAAGCUGCUGGUGGUGGCGGUUACGACAGCCUUCUGCUUCUUUCUGCUAAACGCCAUCUGCAGGCAGUACUGGGGCGCCUGGACCUUUGAAGACGAGGUCUUCGGCUGGGAGUCCGUGGAGUGGCUCCAGACGGAGUGUCAGGUCCUGGCAGCGGGCGUCAGCUGCAUCAACACCCGGGACACCAACCGAGAGGAGGAGUGGGGUCUUUGCAAAGACGACGACUACGCCAAUGCGACUUUGCUGUCUUCGCAGCCUCCGGUCUUCUCGGUGUGGCAAAGGGCGGUGUGUCCGGGCACAUUUUGGUGUGCCAACGAGCAUGAGCCGUGCGCCUGUCAGGGAGAGAUCACUUUCGGGCCCGCGCUCUUCGAUGGGCUCCGAUACUCUCAGUAUUCCACGCUCAAGGUGGCCUCGCGCUUCACGGUGCAGUCCAAUGGCUCGUGGCUCUGCGGCGCAGACCAGCAGGGCCAACUCUUCAAAGGCGUGGGUUCCUUGGGCGGGGCCAACCGGCCGAAGCACUGCUGGUGCACGCCGCGUCGUAUCGCGGCCACGGUGCAGGCGCCUUAA